Exophiala aquamarina CBS 119918 is the source of this 1515-nucleotide messenger RNA. RefSeq lists its product as uncharacterized. Gene Ontology annotation, biological process: transmembrane transport. Bases 1 to 1515 code for a protein of 504 amino acids. Lineage: Eukaryota; Fungi; Ascomycota; Eurotiomycetes; Chaetothyriales; Herpotrichiellaceae. Gene Ontology annotation, cellular component: membrane. The transcript is spliced from 3 exons. Gene Ontology annotation, molecular function: transmembrane transporter activity. The record is from RefSeq and is a predicted model, not a curated record.
AUGUCGGUCCCCAAAGAAAUUGAUGAGAAGGACUCCUCACUCUAUGGAGUUCAGGAGCAUGAGGUUGGAACACAAGUUACCCCAGCCGCCCAGCCCUUGGACAAGACAGAAGGUGAAUGGACCGGUUUUGAUCGCAAACUGAUCCUCAAACUGGACUUGCUGUUGAUACCACUCGUCACCACGGUAUAUCUACUGGCAUUCCUCGACCGUGCGAACGUCGGCAAUGCGAGAGUUGCGGGUCUACAGACUGAUCUGGGCCUCACCGACAAUCAGUAUCAGACGGCCAUCACUGUCACAUACGUGCCGUACAUUGCAGCGGAGAUUCCUUCAAACUUGAUCAUCAAGAAGAUUACCCCUCGGAUAUAUAUUCCACUUCUGUGCUUCUGCUGGGGUGUCAUUUGUACACUUCAAUGUCUGAUUCAUAACUAUGCUGGCUUACUAGCCUGUCGAUUCUUCCUUGGACUGGCCGAGGGAGGCAUCUUCCCCGGGAUAGUACUCUAUCUCAGUGGCUUCUAUCGACGUCAUGAUCUUUCUUUACGGAUCGCCAUGUUUUGGUCAGCAGCUUCCCUAAGUGGCGCAUUCUCCGGCUUACUGGCGGCGGCGAUCUCAAAGAUGGAUGGCGUUGGCGGCAUGAGGGGGUGGAAGUGGAUCUUCUGCCUUGAAGGGCUCUUCACUAUCAGCUGGGCAAUUCUGGUCUAUAUCCUCUUGCCCAACGACCCUCAUGGCGUAAGAACAUUUACUCCUGAUGAAGCUACUCGCUGUGUCGAACGCCUGAAGCUUGACGUCGAUCUCCUAGCGGAAGAGAAGGUCACAACGAAGAAAGUCCUGUCCGUCUUCACUGAUCUGCACCUCAUUCUGAUCUGGAUCAUUGCAAUCUGUUCGGGAUGCAUCAUCUUUGGACUGGCCUACUUCGCGCCUUCGAUAGUUAGAGACAUGGGCUACAGUCCUAUUCGAACACAACUCAUGAGCGUUCCUCCUUAUGGUUUCGCGUUUGUCCUGAGUCUUGGUGUCGCAUACUACUCAGAUAAAUACGCCGUUCGAGGCGUACCGAUGAUCCUCACGCUUGUUCUCUCACUGAUUGGAAUCAUCUUAUUUUACGUCGGUCGGAGCACACCAAUCAGAUACACUGGACUGUUCUUCCUUCUAGGUGGAAUCUACGCCAACGGACCAUGCCUGAUCGCAUGGAUCCCGAACAACACAGCUGGGCACACGCGACGAGCAACAGCAAUCGCAGUGAACUGCAUUUGCAACAACACCGGAGGCAUCAUCAGCACCUGGAUCUAUCCGAAAUCCGACGCACCGUACUAUCUUUUUGCAGCGAAAUUCAUUCUUUCAUUGAACUGUAUUGCCUUCGUGGCCACUGGUGCGGCAAUGUGGGUGUUCAGCCGCGCGAAUAAGAAGAAGGAGGACCCUGAAUACAGACAGAAACUAUUGGGUGACAUGGGCGAUCUUAGCUUUGCUCAGCAGCUGGACCGUCUCGGCGAUCAUCAUCCUGACUAUAAGUAUAUUAUGUAG